CCAACAUUCCAUUCUUACCUCACUUGCCCCACCUACUUCGCUGAGGAGUUCAUAGCGAUUGACUGCUCUGGUUGCUGAAUCUCUAGAGACAGCUGAAUCAAGGACAUUUUGUUUUUAGUCAGAAGAAGACAAGAUGGUGUCUUUUCAAAACCACAGUGACCCCAUUGGCACGAAAACAGCCUUCCAGGAUAUUUCUGCCUACUUUUCUGAUGAAGAGUGGGGAAAGCUGACCAAAUGGCAGAAAAGUGCCUACGUGUAUAUGAAAAGGAACUACAUCAGAAUGACUGGCCUAGGGGUCACAGUGAACCAACCAGUUUUCAUGCGUUGCAAGGAGCAGGCCAAGCAGUCUGUGGUCGAAUGUAUUGAAGUUCAUGACAGUGAAGAUGAAUGUUCUGAUGAAACCUAUGGUGUGCCACCGAGGAAACGGAUGAAGCUGGCAUCAGUGACCAUAAGUAUUCAUAAUGUGAAAGGAAGACUUGCCUCUGGAAAGAAUGGUUCUAAUUUGGCAGGAGCUGGUGGUAUUCAGGUAAAUGCUUGGAGCCACCGACUGCGAGAGAGGAAGACUCGAGUGAUAUAUGAAGAGAUUAGUGAUCCCGAAGAAGAUGAUGAAGAUUGAAUUAAGAGUCGAAAUAAGCCCACGGUGGAAGAAGAUGUGGUGGGAACUGAGGAUCACAGCUACAACUUUGAAAGACUAAAUAUCAGCGCUAUAUAUACAUACAUAUUUAUUUAUUUAUUUAUAAAACUUUAGUGCAGUUAUGAAUUA
Messenger RNA from Rattus norvegicus (Norway rat), 763 nucleotides. It is a transcript of the gene Ssx1, whose product is annotated as SSX family member 1. NCBI's taxonomy places the organism in Eukaryota, Metazoa, Chordata, Mammalia, Rodentia, Muridae. Gene Ontology annotation, cellular component: nucleus. The record is from RefSeq and is a predicted model, not a curated record. Gene Ontology annotation, biological process: regulation of DNA-templated transcription.